GGAGGAGCGCAGACGCCGUAGCGAACGACUCGAAGCACUUUGAGCAAGGGAACGGCCGUUCGCCGGUGUACCGCCGCUGGUGGACCAGCAUGUCCCGCGUCGACACAAACGACGCAUUGCAGCACAGGCACGUCAGGUUACCAGUGGUGCCGUCGCGUUUUGCUAGGAGCUGCUGCUGAAGAGGAGCCGGUGAAAAGAGAUGGCUGUAUGUUGCUUGCGAGGGUGAGCCUGCGAGACACGUGACGUUACGGGACUAUAUGCUGAUAAACUGACUCAGCUACUCCACCACAAUGAGAAAGUGAAAACAAAGGAACAUCCAGGGAUGCAUGUGAGCUGUAUGGCACGACGAAGUGGCUGAUAUCGACACCAAUUGAGACAAGAAUCCGUACACCAGACUCUCGCCUGCUACCACUGGAAACAAAGCGCGAGGCACACAGGACCCGUCGUCUUGAACCCAGGUGAAAGGGAGAGAAUGCCGGGGGCCAAGCUGGCCGACCUGAACUCGGUACUCUCCUGCGUCCUGUGCGGUGGGUACCUCGUCAACGCCACCACCAUCGUCGAAUGCCUACAUUCCUUCUGUCGUGCUUGUAUCGUACGCUACCUGGCCACCAGUAAACUCUGCCCAAUCUGCGACGUUCCCGUCCACAAGUCCAGACCAUUCAACUACAUAAGGCCGGACAAGACACUGCAGGACCUUGUGUACAAGAUGGUCCCUGGUCUUUACCAGAGAGAAAUGAAAAAACGCCGAGAGUUCUACGAGCAACAUCCAAACGCUGACCCUGAAACUGAAUGUCUGGAAGACCGAGGUGUGUCGGACGAAAAAGGACGCGUAAUCUUCAGCCCGGACGACCACAUCAGCCUCUCGCUCGAGUACAGCACCGGGAAGCAGCCGACGGAAUCGAACGGCGACGAGGACGGCACCGAGAAGAAGACGGACGAGGAGGUACAGCGUCGAUUCCUCAACUGUCCAGCCGCGCUCACAAUCAGCCAUCUGCAGAAAUUCAUCCGCAUGAAGUACAGCCUCAGCUUCAACUUCAAGAUUGACAUUCUCUACAUGAAUGACGUAUUGUACGAAGGCUACUCCCUAAUGGACAUCGCAUACAUCUACACGUGGAAGAGGGAGAGCCCACUCCGGCUGUUCUUUCGAAUCUCCGCGAGACCUCCAAAACGGCCAGCAGUGCAAGCUGUAGAGCUUCCCUCAGAGGAACUGGUCAUUGUCGAAGACGAAGCCCCCGAAGAGUUACAGAAGGAACCUGGAAAGGAAGAAGCAGCGCAGUUGGCGAAAUCUGACCCAGUUGAAGAAAAAUCUGGAAGUCCGCCGCAACCAGAGACACCGACGUCAGAGAGCCCCGCACUGAGACUGCCCCAGGAGCUGUGCUCAAACCCAGAACCUGUUUCUGACAUCAGCUGUGCUUCCAAGGCAGACACAGAAAAGGCAAAUAGGAACACAGAUUCCAUUCCUCAAAAGGCUACAGCUAACCACAUUGUGGAGAAGCUGCUGCCGACUACCACCCUCACCAGGACCGCCCUCUCCACUUCUCCACCCUCUCCAGAGAAGGGCGAGGACGUUGCUACGGGAGUCGUUGACAAUGCACUAAAGAGUGCUGCUGUACCUGAAGAACAAGCAGUUGGGACAGAGAAGACUGCAAAGAUUGUGUCCCUCGUACAGUCUGCAUCUCCACACAAGGAAGAACAGGCUGCGGAACCCCUGGUUGAAGCGAGGCUUCCGCCGCAGGAAACGCUUUCUCCGCCGCCGCUUCCGAAAAUCACCAUCAGUACCCUGGACAGAAACAGCAACAAGAUCAUCAUCCAAACGAAGGAAGCACCACCAAUGGUCGUGAAGAUGUCUCCUCCGCUGGAGAGUCACGGGGAUAAGGCACUCCAGCCCAAGAAGUCUCGCCGUAAAGAGCACAAAGAAUCGUCGAGAAAGAAAUGCCCGGAGAAACAGGAAAAACGCAGCCUGUCCGAUACAGACCAGGUUGGAAUGGAAGCGCCCCCUAGCAAGAGAAGCAAGCAAGAGAGCGAGAGCAUGGAGGUCGACAGUGGACGAGGUUUUGAUGCGAUUGAGCGAUCGAGCCCCAAGCCCAAUUCCUCUAGAGCUCCUCAGCCGCACGGCUCCCCACACCAGCGUGUUACUUCGCCUUCAAAAAGUAGUCCAGUUUCACGGCCUCCCCCAGCCCACCCCCAGACUCCCAAGACUCCGCCGUCACUGCAACGCAACCGCAUCACCGUGACGCGGGCGGAAGAAGACACGAGGCCCCUGGAUUUGUCCCUGGCCCACAGAGGUCCAACCGUAGUGCCCAAGAAGGUGGAACUUGCACCUCCCUUUCCGCGCCCACGUGGCCGUCCGCCACUUCCGCUCCCCACCGUAUCCCAGCCUCUUCCCAAGCAGACGUCAACGUACAAGGUAGUGCCGCCGAUGACGCCCAUGUUCCAGAAAACGCCGACAGCCGCGGCCUCGUCUCACCAUCAUCAUCAUCACCAUCGCAACAGCAAGCAUCUCUUCAAGGGAGCCAACCUGACCUGCAUCAACCCGGAUCCCAACGCGUUUCACCCGCGGAUUGUGAUCAAGAACGUGCCCCCCAGAGGACCCCUCAACAGCUUUCAUAGAGUGUGAUUGCCAUGUUCGAGGGAAUGGAAUAUCUACACAGGGGUGAUCGUGCGGAGGAUUAACCACGCCCCUUCUAGUCUCACCGAGUGUCCUGGAUCAUACAGCGCGGAAGACCUCCGCCACGUGAUCUGGAUUAUCCACUUGGAUUACCAUCUGCGCCAGUGUGCUGCCGCCGUGAAUAGUGACCUGGAUAUCCCAACUUGGAUUACCACCUGAGAGUGCGUGCAAGUGUGUUGCCUUCCUCAAGCGCCACCUGGAUUACGCCUUUGGAUUAUACAUUGGAUUACGCUCCUGGAUUUAUGAAAUGUGUGUGUCUGUGUCUCGGAUUUCUGACCGUGGCUACCAUGUGGAUUAACUUCAGGAUUACCAAUAAUGCGAAGGUAAGUCUGAGCAAGAGUGAGGGUGCAACCCCCCCCUGUGAGAGAAUCUCCAACUGCAGAGUGCAGUGUAAUCGCAGACUUCAGCAGUGUCUUCCAGUGGAAGCAUUGGUCUUCAUCUGAACAUGUUCUGCGGUUGUGGCAGAGAAACUCUGAAAAGACUGUGCCACAAGGACACUUCGUGUUGCCGGCGGUCGAAAUCUUGCUAAGCAAGCUGUGGAUUAACUUCAGGAUUACCUGUAGUCGGCAGGUAAGUCUGAGCAAGGAAACCUGCGACUGUGACGCACAGUCUAGUCGCAGGCCUCAGCAGUGUCUUCCAGUGGAAGCAUUGAUCUUCGUCUAAGCAUGUUCCGCAGUUAUAGUACAGGAACUCUCGAGGAACUGUGCUGCAAGGACACUUUGUGUUGCCAGCGGACUCUCGGAACAACUUCAGCUGCAAACAGAAUCAAACCGUGCAAUACAAUGUAUAUUCUUCACGUAUCAUGGAACUGUUGUGUUUGCAGGCAUUGCAACCGUGUGAAUGUGUCACGCGCGAGGAACUACAAGAAGAAGAAAAAAAGAGAGAGAGAGAGAGCCUACAGAAACGAAAUCUAAAGUGUCAGCAUCAGAGGUUAAUCGUACAUUGUACAGAUCUUUUAGCGUUUAAAACACAACGCUUAAUAGUGGCUUAUAUAGAGUGGAGGAAUUACGCGCGUAGUAAUAUGAUAAUAUACAGCGUCUUCGUGUGGGACUGCUUGUUUUUAUCUCAUGUGCUAUGCCUCGUAGUGAAAUAAUAAUAAAGUAGUUUUGUUGGAUCGAGA
Ornithodoros turicata is the source of this 3788-nucleotide messenger RNA. Its product is annotated as polycomb group protein Psc-like. Gene Ontology annotation, cellular component: PRC1 complex. The transcript has 14 exons. Lineage: Eukaryota; Metazoa; Arthropoda; Arachnida; Ixodida; Argasidae. Gene Ontology annotation, biological process: negative regulation of transcription by RNA polymerase II. The record is from RefSeq and is a predicted model, not a curated record. Bases 473 to 2617 code for a protein of 714 amino acids. Gene Ontology annotation, molecular function: promoter-specific chromatin binding.